UGCUCCCAAUACGAGGAUCAUGCCAGCAACCGGCAAACUUCGGAAAAAAUCCAAAGAUCUGGUUUCUCCAACAGAAAAUAUCCCAGACUACGAGCCCAACAUCCCUGAGCCCACAUGCAGAGCUGAUCUUCUAAAACACUGGAUCAACCUUUCCCUGGAUGACAAGACAGCCAAUAAGAUGCUGUGGAUCACAGAGGGUGGAUCAAAGGUGUCCCGCAUGACGGAUGAUGUCACUUGUCCUGUCCUAGACAGACCAGAGAGAUACGAGUAUGCCCCACAAGUUCUUUGCAAAGAAGGCAUCUUGGGCUUCCGAGCUUACUGGGAGAUGAAAUAUUCAGGAUGGGUGGUUGCUGGAGUCGCCUAUGAAGGAGCAGGGAGGAGGGGAAGUGACGGACAAUGCGGGCUGGGAGAGAAUGAUCAGUCCUGGGGUCUUGGGUGGGGGGGGUCCCACUACCAGCUGUGGUCCAACGGCAUUAACACAGAAAUCUGGGAUAUUCCCCAGUCCACCACUAUCGGGAUAUACCUUGACCAACCAGCUGGUGUCAUCAAAUUUUAUGUGGUUGAAGAAGUCAUGGUGGAAGAAGGGAGCGAAAACAGCAAGGAGGUCAGACUGCUGCAGCAGAUCAAGAGCUCCUUCAAGGGGAGGAUGCUGCCGGGAUUGUGGAUGGGACAAAAGUCAUCAUGUUUCUUAGUUAAGCCAGAAGAGUAA
Molecule: messenger RNA, 709 nt
Organism: Plectropomus leopardus (leopard coralgrouper)
Lineage: Eukaryota; Metazoa; Chordata; Actinopteri; Perciformes; Serranidae
Product: stonustoxin subunit beta-like
Source: RefSeq, a predicted model, not a curated record